AUGAAAUCGUUCAUAGUCUUCGCUGUCAUCGCCACCGUUAUUGCUGCCGCAAGCUGUGCCCCACAGUUUGGAUUCGGGGCGUCCGGAGCAGGAGCCAACGCCGCAUCCCAAGGAAUGGGAGGAGGAUUCCCUGGUAUGGGCGGUGGCAUGAGUUCCUCAAAUGCCAACGCCGGUGCACAAGGUUUCGGAAUGGGCGGUGGAUUCCCCGGAAUGGGUGGCGGCAUGGGAGCAUCGUCCGCAAACGCUGGUGCCGCUUCGCAGGGAUUCGGAAUGGGCGGACCUUUCGGAGGCAUGGGUAUGGGCGGUUCGGCGGCCAAUGCUGGAGCGCAAGGUAUGGGCCAGGGAUUCGGUGGAUAAGUUGUAGUGUAUGAUUCAAGUUUACACGCGAUGUUCAAAUUAGUUUUAUUUUAAAGACUGUGUAUUUAUUUAGCAAACUUACAAACAACGUGAGAAUUGAUUGAUUGACCUGAAUGUAUUUUUCUAGAGUAACAAAUAAAAGAAAU
Aedes albopictus (Asian tiger mosquito) is the source of this 503-nucleotide messenger RNA. RefSeq lists its product as uncharacterized. Bases 1 to 357 code for a protein of 118 amino acids. The record is from RefSeq and is a predicted model, not a curated record. Lineage: Eukaryota; Metazoa; Arthropoda; Insecta; Diptera; Culicidae. The transcript has a single exon.